GUUCUCUCCCCCGUGCGUCCUCACGCGCGCAUAAAUAGCGCGGCCAGUGCAGAGUGUCCCCGCCAGCCAGCACUGACGUCUCAGGCCUCUCGCCCCCGGUACCCGCGCCAUGUACGCUGUACGCUCCCUCGGCUUCGGCCUCGCACUCCUCGCAGUCGCCCUGCGCGCGUCGGCGGGCCCGCUCACGAAGCGCGCCGCGGCGUAUUACAACCCUGCGGAUAAUGGCGGCUCGAUGUUGACGAAUGCCGGCGACGGGUACGGCGAACCUCUGAACGUCAUCAUCUCUGGUCUGAGCUCGGCAGACGUCCUCACGUACGACGGUUCGAUCAACUACGCGCGCGCCAUCGGCUUCUCGACGGAGUGCCUCGGCAUCCACAUCGGCGCCCCGCAGAGCGCGAACCUGGGCGACGGCAACGGGUGGGUGAACCAGACGGUCGAGAUACGCGAGGACUACGGCGACGCGUCGGUCGGGACGUGUCUCGAGAGUGCGAUCGGCGGGAACCACUUCCGGAUCUUUGUGCAGAACGGGACAAACGCCGAUAGCGGGGCGCUGUUCCUUGCCGUCUCGUAUGAGGAAGACGCGUCGGAGGGGCACGACAUCGAGCCAGAUGGCUAUGACAUCGGACGGGACGACCUCGUCUCGGGGGCGCUUGGGACGACGAGCUAUGGAGGGGUGACAUACAGCACGACGGCCGAGAAUAUCACGGGCCUGCUGGCAGCAGGGAGUGCCGGGAUCAACCACGACAUAUCGAUCGACGGCAUUGUGACGUUGCUGACGGUGACGAUUCAGUGAGCGCGGCGAGCGCGAGAUGCUCGUGUUCUUGUAUCGCUGG
Fomitopsis serialis is the source of this 833-nucleotide messenger RNA. RefSeq lists its product as uncharacterized. The coding region runs from base 110 to 793 and encodes 227 amino acids. The record is from RefSeq and is a predicted model, not a curated record. NCBI's taxonomy places the organism in Eukaryota, Fungi, Basidiomycota, Agaricomycetes, Polyporales, Fomitopsidaceae. The transcript has 7 exons.